UCUAUCUAUCUAUCUAUCUAUAAUUAUCUUUUGUUGGGAUGGUGGGAAUGCAGGAACAGCAGAGAGAAACUGAAAGAGGUGACAAAGAAGAGCAAGGAAAAAGCUGAAGAGCCAGAGAAAGAUCUGGAGCACAAGGGAACGCAGACGCCGGUCCCUUCACCGGAUGAACCUUCUGCAGCCAGAAAGGGACCAGCCUUGGACUUGGCCGGGGUCGGGGCACGAUGCAAGGGCUCCAGGCACGACGAAAUCAUCCAUCGCCAAAAAGACGCCUUGGCCGAAUUGCGACAAAGAAUCAGGAUGCUAGAAAAGGCUUGUCCUUUGGACAGAGCUUCAGAGCCCCUGAUAGUGGUCAAGAAAAGCCCCGUGGAGAAGAGAGAGCGGAAAACGGAGAAAGAAGAAGGGAUGGGCGAAAUGACAGCAACGGAGGCUAACAAGCUUCAGAGGAGCACAUCCAGCGUCGAUCCAAACGUGACCAUAGAGCGGACUUCCAAGCUGGAAAUGGCGGAUGCUCUGGACCUUAGUGAGAACAUGUACUUUGCUGCGAUCCAAGAUCUCGCCCGCCUGGUCGACGUGAAGGAGCUGGUGGGCAUGCAGACGGUCAUGUACCUCCCCCACGACGAACGGGAACGCGUCAAGACGCUGCGGCAAAAAGACCUCCGGCUCCUCUCCGAAAAAGUGACCCAACUGAAGAGUCGCCUCGAAAGGAAGGAGUCGCUGCUGAAGGAGUAUGAGAAAGACCUCGGGAAGCUCAGGGCCAACAAGGAGACGCUGCAAGCCUGCCAGUCUGAGAUUGCCAAACUGGGGGACCGGGUCUACCAGGAAAGCGAAGAGAAGGCUUUGCUGAAAGAAGCCCUGGAGAGGACGAAACUGCAGCUGACCCAAGAGAGGCGACUGAACCGGGCUCUUAAGCACCACAAGAAUCAUUUAGAAGAGAAGAGGAAUAGGAUUUCUCCAUGUCAUUCCUGCACACAGAAAUUCAGAGACGGGAAGUUUCUGCAGGCAGCAAGCCCAAAGAACCCAUUUCCUGGCGCUCGGAAGAUGAUUGAGAAGCCCGCCGAACCUUGUGAGAAAAGAGCCCAGCGCACCGGCUCUACAUAGCCAGCCUUUUUUCCCAGAGACUGGGAAAAGAGGGACUUUCCUGCCAGCUGUAAAAGAAAUGCCGCCAAUGUUUUAUAAAAACAUGCUUUAUAAAUAUGUAUAUAUUGAUCUGUACAAGUGUAGUGCUUCCUUGAUCAUUUGCAGCCUUGGCACAAAAUUAUAUAUAUAAGUCUUGAAGCAUAUGCCCCGAGAGGUUGCUAGAUGUCUUUCUGGGGUGGAAGAGAAAAAGAAAGAGGCCUGGAUCUUUGUAUGGAACUAUAAAUUCAUCCUUUCGACUCACAGAGAACAUUA
Sceloporus undulatus (fence lizard) is the source of this 1389-nucleotide messenger RNA. RefSeq names its product forkhead-associated domain-containing protein 1-like. The annotation marks the transcript as partial. Lineage: Eukaryota; Metazoa; Chordata; Lepidosauria; Squamata; Phrynosomatidae. The record is from RefSeq and is a predicted model, not a curated record. The transcript is spliced from 8 exons.